Molecule: messenger RNA, 1821 nt
Organism: Vespula vulgaris
Lineage: Eukaryota; Metazoa; Arthropoda; Insecta; Hymenoptera; Vespidae
Gene: Coq5
Product: 2-methoxy-6-polyprenyl-1,4-benzoquinol methylase, mitochondrial
Exons: 6
Coding region: 351-1250 (299 amino acids)
Biological process (GO): ubiquinone biosynthetic process
Molecular function (GO): methyltransferase activity
Source: RefSeq, a predicted model, not a curated record
UAAGAAAUUUAAAAAUAAGACGUCGUCAUAAUAUUUCAAUAUUUAAAUUUGAAUAUCGAAUCACGAUUAGUUCUUAAAUGUUAGGGCGCUGCAGUUGUCGAAAAUAAAUUUCUUUAUAAUUCCUAAUAUAUAUUUGCAAUUUUUAUAAAUUAACAAAUUAUACUAUCAAUCCAGAAAAUUAUUAAUGAUGAUUUAUGUCAUCAAUAAACUCUUAAUAUUUAUAAAUAUUUGAACAUGUAUCUAUUACUAAUUUUUUGAUAUCAUUAGAACUCUGACAAUAUAUAUGAUUAUUGUUUAUUUAUCAGAGUUAUAAAUUGUGCUCUUUUGUAUCGUACUUAUAUAAUUUAAAUAUGAUGACUCAAAAGUAUCUUUAUUUUAAUACGAGAAUAUGUCCAAUACUACAUAAACAAUUAAAAAAUUUAUAUUUUCAUAAAUACAAUUACUCUAAAACAAAAGAUGUAAAUAUAGAAGAUAGCGAAAGGAUGACACAUUUUGGUUUUAAAGAAGUCAAAGAAAGUGAAAAAGCUAAAGAAGUUCAUACAGUGUUUGAAAAUAUUGCAAACAAAUAUGACAAAAUGAAUGAUAUAAUGAGUUUAGGUAUUCAUCGGCUUUGGAAAGAUAUAUUCAUUCAAGAAUUAGCACCUACUCAUGGAACUCGUCUCUUAGAUUGUGCUGGUGGUACAGGAGACAUAUCAUUUAGAUAUAUAAAUUAUUUGAAAAAUACCAAAAAUAUUAAUAAUAUAGAAAGCUAUGUAACAGUUUGUGACAUAAAUGAAUAUAUGUUAGAUGUUGGUAAAGUAAGAGCAGAAAGAUUAGGAUAUACAGUAAAAAAUAACUGUAACAUUGAAUGGAAGAAAGAAGAUGCUGAAAAUCUUAACUUUCCUGAUGAAUCAUUUACAGCAUAUACAAUAGCAUUUGGUAUAAGAAAUGUUACUCAUAUUGAUAAGGUGUUAUCAGAAGCAUAUAGAGUACUUAAACCUGGAGGUCGAUUUCUAUGUUUAGAAUUUACUCAUCUUGAAAAUGAUUUUUUACAAUGGCUUUAUGAACAAUAUUCUUUUCAAGUUAUACCAGUGAUGGGUACAUUAGUCACUGGGAAAUGGGAACCUUAUCAAUACCUUGCAGAAAGUAUAAAAAAGUUUCCAAAGCAAGAAGAAUUUAAACAUAUGAUAGAUAUGAGUGGUUUCAGAAAUACUAGUUAUAAAAAUUUAUCUUGUGGUAUAGUAGCAAUACAUUCAGGAUUUAAAAUCUAAAGAUGAUAAUAUUGCUAUAAAAAUAUGAAUGUGAAUAUAUCUAGAAAUAUCUACAUAUUUAUUACUCUAAUAUUACAUAAAAAUUAUUUUGUAUAUAUUGUGCUAUUUCUGUUUCACUAUUUAAAAAAAGGAAAGAAAAAGUAAAUAAAAAUGAUUUUAACAAAUGGAUGUAUUUUUAUAAUUUGAUUAUUGCUCACGUUUUUAUAUUUACAAUUUACUUUUUACUGAUUAUUAAAAACAAUUUAAAAAUAGCGCCAAAUAUUGAUAUAUAUUGGUAUCAGUUGUCCAAUUGAAAGCAUUCUUAUUGGCGAAUCAGAAAUACAUCGUAUAUUCAUUAUGCUCAGUUCACAAGUUUUGGCAAAAUAACCAUAGUGAGAUACAUAUAAUGGAGUGAGACAGAUAUGAUGGUUCGCGAGUAAACUAAUAUCAUUUAUUUCAGUUCCAGAGUCUGACAUGAAAUAUUAAAAAUGACUAGCAUUUUUAUGUAACAUUGGCAAUAGUGAAUAAUCAUUAUGAAGCUAUAAUAUAGCUAUCUACUGUACUUCCAAAUAAUUUUGGAAAUGAGGUAAUA